AUGCCUGUCCCCAAGAAAGAGGGCACGUCGAGUGGUGGUGGUGCCAUCAGGGCCGAUGGCCGCGCGCAAAAUGGGAAUCGUUCAAAUUUUCGCACAGACACAGCUAUCUCCAAUAGUCGCUUUGGAAACGAGCGCACACUGCAGCCAUGGGUUCCUGAUGCGGCUGAUGGUGUCGAUGGCAGUCUAGAAGCCACAGCCAGUGGGGGAUCCUGGGACCAGUUUGCGGCAAAUGAGAAAUUGUUUGGUUUGCAAACUGACUACGACGAGAGCAUGUAUACUACGACUAUCAACAAGAGCCACCCUCAAUUUCGUGAGAGGGUCGCUGCUGCCGACAAGAAGGCCAAAGAAAUCGAGCGUAGCGUUCCAACAACUGCCCAUGUUGCUGAGGAACGCAUCAUGGACUAUGUCGGUGGUGCCGGUGCUGGAGAGGAAAACGAAGAAGAGAAGUACAGUGGCGUUCGCCGUCAGGACUUUCCUGCCCUAUCUGGAGGUGGCCGGGAAAAUAGGUACACGCCUCCCGCGAAACGAGCACCUACAUCUCAGUCAACCGUGAAAGGCGCACCUGUUGACCCGGCUAUUAUUUCAUCACAACUAAGGGCUCCUGUCAAGAGACACCCUGUUUCGACGGAGCAAAUACGAUCACAAGCCCCCGACGGUGCAAAGAACGGCGUUACUGUGAAAGUUGAACCUGCAAAGACGUCUACGCCCAAACUUGCAGAAGAAGGGCCUGCCGAGUCCAAGGCCUCUCCCGUCAUAAACAUUUCCGCGGAUUCUAAGACACCUGAAUCCAAACCUUCCGAGAAGGCGGCAACUCCCGGUCCGUCUUCUACCUCGUCCUCCCGGAACGCGUCUUCCCAACCAAAGGAAACGACCCCAAGCGCCACAUCUACCGUCGAGCGUGACGUCCUGAAAGAGUUCAAGAGCUUUGCGACUCAACAACGCAUCAACGCAGAGAAAGCUCGGACUAACAAGGCUCGCGCUGACAAGGAAGUCAAGUUGACCGAACUGAAGAAAUUCGCCAGUAGUUUCAAGCUGUCAACACCGGUCCCCACAGACCUCGUUUCGAUUAUUGCAAAGGACCCUGCAAAACAAAAGGAAAUCCAGGCGAAGGCCAUGAGAAAUGCUGAGGAGAUGGCUAAAACCAAGGCAGACUCUGGUUCCAAGGACAAGGGCCAGUCCACCAAGGACUCUGGAACAGCCAAGACUCCCGACGCUGGCACUUCUGCUAAUACAAGUGAUGGUCGUUCGUCGCGAAGUGCUGUGGUGCCGCAGGCAUCUGGACCUGUUGGCAACGGUACCAGACAUACAGGGCCUCGCCAGCAAUUUCCGCAGCAGCCGUAUCAUGUACAACAACCCUACCGGAAUAACCGUGGUCCGCAGCACGGCCCCCCCCAGCAGCAGACCGGAAACCUCGCUCAAAGGCUUCGCAAUGUCGAGCAGCAAAGAUACUCGCAGCCACCUGCUCCUCCGCAACAUGGCCUCGGUCAUGAGAUGCGUGCGCCACCUACUGGCCCAUCUGGCAAUGUCGAUUCUGGCUUUAACAGACGACUUAGCGGGGCCCCUGGUCAGAUGGGUGCCAAGUUGAAUCCCAAUAGUCAUGAAUUCAGGCCUAGCCCAUUUGCUGCUGCUUUCAACCCUAACAGCCAUGCCAGUGCGGGCUCGAGUCCACGGACCUCAGUCAACCAUGUUGCAGAAAGCCCCAUUUCUGCAGCACCACAGACAUCCGUCAUCCGCCGCAAAACGAAGAAGGUGGAUGUCAAGAAGUGCCUCAUUUUGUCGCACAUCAAAUCUGUGACACCUCCAGCAGGUCGCAACUGGGAUGACAAUGGCGGACUACGGCCAUCAUUCGACACUCUGCCGACUUGGCGACAGUUGAAGGACGACGAAAAGCCCGAAUCCACCAUGCAUCUCACAUAUGCGGAACACUUCGACCGACAGCCCUUUAACGGUCCCUCGGCAGCAACACCAAAUCCUACACAUGUCGUCCCACAGAUGCCACACCAGCAUCAACUUCCUUUCCACCUUCAGCAUGGUGCCCAUGGCUUGGGAUCUCGACAGUCACCACAUAUGGCACCCAUGCAAAUGCACGCGCCACAACAUGGCCCAGUGCCCAUCCCGCCGUACGGUACUGACGAUCACCGGAUGAUGCCGUCCAACUCAGCUCAGUCGUUUGCCUCUCCUCGCAUGGGGCAGCUUCCAGUCGCGUAUCCUGGCCAGGUCCCAUAUCAGCAGCCGGUUUUCAUGGCGCCAAGCAACCCACAAAUGGGGCAAUACCGCAGCUUUUCCAACAAUCCUCAUUAUGUGCCACCGCAGCAAAGUCAAAUGGCGGGCCCGAUGAUGAUGCAACCACAGUUCAUUCAUCACCAAGGAAUGGUUGCUGCUCCUCAAAUGAUGUAUCAUGGUGGUCAUCCACAUUACAUGCCACCCGCCGGGCCGCCGCAGCCAGGUCCGGGCGGUAAUGGCUAUCCCAGCCCAGGACGCCCGACUGCACCUGUCAUGAUGCAUCAAGGCUCCCAACAGGGCCAGCCAGUGUACGGCAUGAGCCCCGGUGUGCAGUACAACCAGCCUGCAUACGGUCCAGGCCAACCCAGCGGACCAAGUCAGUGA
Molecule: messenger RNA, 2607 nt
Organism: Metarhizium album ARSEF 1941
Lineage: Eukaryota; Fungi; Ascomycota; Sordariomycetes; Hypocreales; Clavicipitaceae
Product: PAB1 binding protein (Pbp1)
Exons: 3
Coding region: 1-2607 (868 amino acids)
Biological process (GO): cytoplasmic stress granule assembly
Cellular component (GO): cytoplasmic stress granule
Molecular function (GO): RNA binding
Source: RefSeq, a predicted model, not a curated record